UACAGUAGAUGAAAGGCGCGGCAAAAGAUCCCAAAACAAACUGUUUCAUUGACUUUUGCCCUUUUAUUUGAGCAAACAACCUCCUAGAGUCAAAAUGAAAAAUAUUACAGUUUGGCUUUUUACGGCGUAUGUAUUUGCAUUGAUGAUAGCUGAAAUAUACACCAAAGAAGGUCGUGAGGAAGAUUCUAUGGAUGGAGAAGAUAAACAGUAUUUUUCAAUCACCACAAUGGAGAAUAUUCCAAUAAAGAAUUUUCAUCGACAAAUACGUGAGAGCCUUGUAUUUGAAGAGGAUGACUUUGAUCCUAAUGGAGGAUAUGGGUCAUGGUCGAAAUGGAGUCCUUGCAGUAAAAGCUGUGGAAAAGGUCAACGAACCCGCAGACGAACUUGUCAUGACGUCACAAGGUGUCAUGCUGGGAAUGUGGAGUUACAGAAUUGCCAUCUCAAGAAAUGCAGAUCUUGAUUAAUUAAUUUGUUUUUUGAAUUAGAAAACUGUC
Saccostrea cuccullata (small rock oyster) is the source of this 494-nucleotide messenger RNA. RefSeq names its product isthmin-like. The record is from RefSeq and is a predicted model, not a curated record. Lineage: Eukaryota; Metazoa; Mollusca; Bivalvia; Ostreida; Ostreidae. The transcript is spliced from 4 exons. Bases 95 to 460 code for a protein of 121 amino acids.